AUGCACAGCACGCUGCUCCGGUCCUCCCCAACAAAACACCCGUUCGUGUCCGAGCACCAUGGCCCGCUCCAGCCGCUUUCACUGAAAGACAUGGAGGCCAAACAGCACCAGAUAAAGAGCCUGAAAAGCUAUCCGGAAACCGGUGGCCGGAGCCUGGCAGCAGCCGCCGGAGUCGACAGCGGCGGCGGGCAUCGAGGCGGUUCAGCCGAAACGGAGAUGGAGGUUAAGAUCCAGAAAGCCAUCGACUUCAAGGUAGAGGGUCAUCGCUGUUACAAGGAGAAGAAAUUCCGGGAGGCGAUUGGCAAGUACCACCGGGCGCUGCUGCAGCUCAAAGGGGUGCAUGUUGUUGACGGGACGACGGGCUCCGAGGUCAACCUGCUGAACCAACCGGCGGCCAAGCUGACCGAGGAGCAGCGGAGAGCCGUGGAGAGCACCGAGAUCGAGUGUUACGACAGCCUGACAGGUGAGCAAGCACCGGUGCACCCUCAACAUUUCACCCACACCUCUGUAGCCUUCAAAAGGGACUGCUGACACGACUGUUCGUCCCGGUUCAUCGGGUUUAUAGGAGCCAGCUUUGGAGGUUGUAGUUAUUACUGCAGGUGAAGAAUCGCUGUUGGGUAUAAAAGUACACGAUGAUCAUUUGUGAGAUAUCACUGGAUGUGCUCUUAUACCCAGACAAAAAUAAGACAUUAUUCUGUUGAAUACACUCAUCCUGUUACUUCUAGGCCUGUCUUUUUCCCCUUUGUGUUUCAGCUAAUUUUGGACUGUCAGUUUUCAGAUUGUUGCCUCAUACAAGAAAACAAAAGACAUUUAAUGAAUACAGAUAAAAGCAGCAUGUCAUACACAGUUUUAUUAUGCAUGAGACUAUCUCGCCAAGCUGUUAUAUUGUAACAUCAACAUUUUAUAAGAGGGUCUGAGGUGAGAAAAUGUCCUCUGAAUCAUUUGCCGGAUGAUGCAAGCCCUUGUCUAAUGGCACCUCUUUGCAGUGACUUUACUACAGGGUUAACUGAGAGAAGCUUAACUCAUUACUCUCCUUUCAUUGUAGUAUUUAUGCAUCAUACUACACUCAAUUGGUCACUACAUGCUGUACCAACACAGGCCUGGAUUUUUAAAUAAGGCUGUCCAAUAAGGGUCUGUUAAACUCACUCGUUCACAAAGUCGAUAUAUCUGUAUGAAAAUAGGAAAAUAGGUUCUUUAGUUAUCAAAACCAUAAUUUAUUACUACUAUUUUGAUGUCAUUUGUCAUUUUUUAGCGCUCCUCACCAAAUCAAACUGUUUCAGCUUGGUUUAAAGGGUUAAUUCAAGCUGUAAUAUGUCCUAUUGUUGCUUGUUAAACAGCAAACACUGUCAAGUCUUUAUUUAAUAUAUGAAGGAAUACAGAAAUAUGGUCACAGUAUUACAAGCAAAGAUGCUACCUUUAGUAAAUUGUGUAGCGUUGUUGAAAAAAAAAAAAAGGUAAUAAUGACUCCAGUAUGUCCACUGCAUGAAGUGUGAACAGCAGCUCGUGAUAAAUGUUGACAUCCCAGGAGGAAUGAUGAAUGGUGUUUCCCAACACUACAGCGGUUACACAUCAUUAUUGCACUUGUGAGACAUCACUACAUAUGUGUCUGUUUGGACGUUCUGUCAUGAGUGUGGCAUGGAAGAAGGGAGGUAGGGGGGUGUUGUGUCUCUUUGGAGUCCAAGGCACUACCUAAUCAGUCUGCCAUGAUGCAUUGAAGGUCGCCUUGUUCCAUACAGCGUUCAGGGCCUGCCUGGAGCCUGUGGGUACACCACUGUGGCGUGAAGAGGGGAUGGGGGAGGGAAGGAGAAGUGGGUAAAGGUAGGUUUGGGGAAAGAAAAAUUAGGCAUGGGGAGGAAUACUAGUAGUAGAGAGCAGUGAAACAGGAAGGGGCAAAAGGGGAGGAGGGGGCUGCUAGCACACGACAGGGUGCCAUAUUUACCAUGGCAACCAUCACUUGGCCUUUUUCCUGUGGUUGUAUUAAUAUGGCUCAUACCCUUACUGCUGCUGACUGGAACAAGAGUGUGUGCGCACAUGCGUACUCACAUAACUAAGAUUUAACAUCGUCUAUUGAAACAUAUUUGUGUUUUAACAUUUAAAUUCCUGUUGAUGAGAAUAAGUGUUUUUUUGACUGAAUAUAUCCCAUCCACAUUAAAGCUCAUUGAAUUUUGUCAUCUUAGAAUUUAAGCUUAAACCGUCAUAUCUGUUUGUUGUCAUUUUAUUGUCAUAUUGUUGAGCCAUUUUUGCCAAAAAUGUAAACAGACAGAAGCUAACAUUUAUCCAAAUAAUCUCAGCCCUUUAAUGGCUGAUGCUGAAUGAUGAAAUAUGUAGGUUAAUAUUGUAUAAAGCUUCAACACAACUAUUUCAAUUAAGCUACAGUUUACCUUGGGUGUGAACCCAAUAUAAAGCCCCCCCACAAGGCUGUUACAUAGCAACCAUAUUCCUCUUACGUCAUGCUCACGGUGGGAAGUUCACACACUGUUGUAAGUACUGUGCCCCAGAUAUGUAAGUCACAUAACUGUUAGUAAUAUGCUUUCGUGUUAUCAUUUCACCCAUAAUUUUUCCUACCAAAAUUUGAAAUGGUAAGAAGACAUGGAGAGCCAAGGUUAGAGUGCAGCAAGUAAAAGUCAGAGAAACUCACUGCAAGCAAGUGGGAGGUAAAGUUUAUAUCACACGACCUGUGUGAUUGUUGUGCACAUAAUGAAGCUGCUUCAUGCUCUUUUCUGCUUUACAGUAGGUGCUUUCUCUCUUUGGUCGAUACUGUGGAUUGUGUUUUUUUUAAGUAACAUGACAUAACAGUGUCACUGACAUUAAGUAAAAAACUGUUGUUAGAGAGUAUUUCUGGAAAAUAUCAGGGGCAGGCUGUCCUACAGUUGUUCAAAAAUUUCCUGGAGUUCAAACAAGAUGAGGGGCCAGUAUACUUUUGAGUCUCCCACCGUGAGCAUGACCUUGAGGAAAAUGGCCCCCAUGUGAAUUCAGUGAACAUGGUUAAUGUUGGCCCUGUGAGUAAUUUAAGUAAGAGAAAAUGGCUCUUGGUUUAGCAACAAAAAAAUGACAGGGUGUCCUAUUUAAUGUAGAGUAAAAAAAAACAACUGUGGCACUGACUGAAACGAAGCAGUGACUCAUUAAGUGUAUACUGUAGUAAUCCAGCAGCAGGUGUUUGUUGGACGCCUCCACCUGGUUACCCAGAGUCCUGCUGGGCCGAUGCUGGUCACUGUGGAUGUGUGCAAUUUGAUGGGUCGGAUGUCUUUGGCUGUGAUGCAUGACAGGAGGGUAACAGCAGCACCACUAACACAUGUAAGAGUGCGUUUAUGUUUUAGGAUUUCAUACAUGUUUACAGAAGUGUGUGUGUGAUGUUUGUCUCAGCAUUCACAGAGACUAAAGGGAUGAGGAGUGCUUUCAGCACUGCCUGUUCUGUGGUUUUCUCUGAACCCCCUGCUGACAUUGCUGAUUCUGCUGAAGUGGAAUCUAGUGGUGUGUAUCUGGGUGCAUUUUUGUGCCGGUGUGUUAGUGGUAAUCUUGUCUUCUUGACUUUGUUGUGAUGAGAGCAAGCAUUUUCCCUCAUUGCAUUUGUGGAAUCUAUGCAGUCACUCAAGUACUGCGGAGUAUUAAUUAUAACCACUUGUGCUUCACUCGAGUAUUUUCACUCUGUGCAGAUUCAUCCUUCCCAUAUGCUCACAUUUCUAAGAGAUAUAUCUACUUGUGUACUUUUAUUUCACAGCUAUUGUAGCUACUGGUAGUUUAAUUACUUAUUAGCAUAAUCAACAUGAUAAGUACACAUUUAAUUACAAAUUUCUGUUGGCCAAAAUAAAACUAUCCCUUAAUAAGCUUUAGGUAUUUGUGAUGGGAAGGUCCAGCAGUUCUUCUGUUUAUCAAAUAGUGGUUAAUGAGGAAAAGAAGUUUUAAUUAUUUUUUUUCUCAUUUGGCAAGCUUUGGGAAGGCACUUUUACAGUGGUGAAAAAUAAUAAUAGGUAGAUUUUUAUUUAUUAUGGUCUUGCAACUUUGAUUUACUCUGCAGGCUUGGUACCUUCGAGUCACUUUGUAACCGAAACAGCAGUUGGAUAUCAUUUGGAUACAAAAUCUAAAGGAAAUUGUCGUUUAAACUAUUCUGUGACUUUGUAGUUUAUUAAAGAUAUAGGUUAAUUAAUAUUAAGAAGAAAUCUGUGAUGUUUUAUGAAUUGUAGCUACCUCAAGGUAUAUCUAACUCUUUAGUUGUAGUAGGUAAAGUUAUCAAAGUCAUGUUGACUUACGCUCUUUGUAAAAAUGCUUUUAUACUGGUAACAUGUACAUCACUAAUGAGCUAUUAUUUAAUUUUUACUUGUUUGAAACGAACAUAGCUGUUGCAGCAGACAGCAUUUUUUUGUUAUUGUUGUUGUUUUUUGUCGGCAGCUUUUAGAAAUGUCAGAGAGUGAGAAAUUUUGCUGAGUGAGUGCUGAGUAACCGUUCCACCUGCUCAGUAAUCUAGUUCAAAACACAAGAUGGGAAGAUGUCAGUGAAGGAUAAAACAUGACAGGGGACAAUGAAAGGAGAAAAAAGAGAGACUUUAAGACAUUAUUCAUAAACAAAAGAUUUUUGUUACAACAAAGAAAUUUUAAGUCUUUUAAUUUUUUAUAAAUAACUGAACACAGUUGAAAAGAAGAAAAAGUAAAAAGAUCUCUGAACUACCAAAAGUAAACUACCUUAUGCUGUCAAACAGAGAUGGAUGCUGGGUAAUGAAUGUCCUAUUAGCUUGCCCCCUUAAAGAGACCCCGGUUCUGUAUGUCCCUCUUGGGCUGCAUCUAAGUGGGCUAGACCAGCACCACCACUCUCUAUCUGUCUGUCACAGUUCACACUGGUGCAACAUGUUGGCCACAGGCAGACUUCCUGCCUGUCCGCCUCAGUCAUCCAUCCACCCACCCACCACAAACACACUGAGAGGCACAUACAGAAAUAACAGAUGUGACUGCAGUUUGUUUCCUCUUUUUCCUGAUAUUGAUCAUGAAGAGGCACAGAAGCACAGUUUCCUUAAACAGCACAAACACAGACUUGUAUCCUGUUUUCAGGCUAUAAUAAGUUUGAAUCACUUUAAGAGAGUGCACAGAGAGUAACGCUUUUGUGAGAGUAAUCAAUCUGGCAUUUUAAACUCCUGCUUACUCUAAUCUCAUCUAGAAAUCUGCAUUUGUUCUUCCUGACCAGCUCGAUCUGUGAAUGAGUCAUAAGCCACAUCUUUAGGAGAAGCACAACAGGAGGGGGAUGAGUAAAAUUGUUUGUUUCAUAACACCAUCCACCUUUUUAUUCAGCUGCUUGCCAUAUUGAUGAUCUAGCAAUUUCACCCACUCUGCACACUUUUAAAAUCACAAGGAUGUGAAAAAUACAAACGCAAACAUAUUCUGCUGUCAUUUCUUUUGCAGCCUCAUCGGUGUGGGUUUAAAUGAACAUAAAAAUGUGGUUUUUAGAAAUCAGAAGAGGCCAUGCUGUUGCAUAAUUCAGCCUGAAUAAGACACUUCCUGACAGGUUAUGAGCAGUCAAUAAACAAACAUUGUUCAGGCUGGGGACAUAAUGUUCUCUCUUUGUUCGUGUGAGGCAUUUAAUGUACCUCUAACCCUCAAUACAACCAACUCUGCAUUGUUUUAAUUUAAAGUCUGAAGGGAAUAUGUUGACAUCAAUAAAAAUUCUUACUGUAUUUUUUUUUGUGCUGAGCGGGUUGUGUGCAGAAGGUUUAGAGGAUAGCGGAACAAUAGCCUUAAACAUAGUAAAAUACUUCCUUUAAAUAGUAGGAGAGUAGGGUGAUAAUUCAGAUCCUGUAGUUUAACACAACCCCAGUAAUUUACACUACCUGACAUUGAAUCUAAGCCAAACCACAAGAGUCUGCUAUAAGGAACAAGUGUCAGUCCACAACUAAUAUAUUGUCAUUUAAGCCACUUUAGAGUUUACUUACACACUUACCACUACCUGUGAUAUGGGAAAAAAAUGUUUUGUAACUCAUCACUCAAUGACAGGCUGAAAUAAACAAAUUUCUGAUGGCAGAGCUUCUGUUUCCCUUUCUAUCUGAUUCAGAUGCCUCAAACACAAAGGGCCACACUGUACUGGUUGUCACAUGCAGUUUUGCUGUGUGUACAGCCAGGCAAAUGCAAAUCCAAGCGAGGGAGAUGUCACUCAAAACGUGAUCUGCCAUGCCCACACAGUCUUGAGAGAUGGUCUAAUAAGCUAGUAAAACCAUGUUAUCUUGUAGAUUUGAAGAUCCAUUUUGGCUAGGAUUUAUGUGGCUGCCUGAGAAAAUUAACGUGCAUUUUUACUCUUCAAGCAACAUUUCCAGAAGCUUUAAUACAAAAUAUCUACUAAUAGACCUGUUAAAGUUAUACCUUUGGCUAUUUACAACAUGUCCAAAUUGACUAUAAAACAAGGUUAUGAAUGUAGUUACAAGAAACAUCACAGAGCCAGCCUUUCAAUUCAUAACCUCAUUAUCUGAGCAGUGAUCUUAGAAAGCAGAAGUGCUAUGUCAAUAAGAUGGUGCCCAGAUCGGCCGCCUGAACGUUGGAGACAGAGCUAUGCAUUGAGAGCAGAGGCAGAAAAACACUCAUGGAACAACCACGGCAAGCGCUCCAGAACAACAUGUGCCAAUAAACUACGCGCGAUUAGAACAAGAGGAGGUACUCAUCAAAGUUUUGCUGCCACUGUGACAACAGCAUGUAGGGCUGCACGACAUUGAAAAAAAAACAACAUUGCAAUUAUUUUCAACCCUGCGCUAUAUUUUGCGAUAUUAAAAAAUACAGGAAGUUUCACAAGAUGACUGACAUUGCUUUUCUUUUUGGCAACAAGUCUUCAUCUUCGGUGGUUUUCUCUUGUUCGUUGCUCAUUUUGCAAUUGUUGUUGUUGUUACCGGUGUUGUGCCAAGAAACACAUGUCCGCCAAGAAGUGCAAGCAACUCGCGGAAAUGCGCACCGCUUGUAGUGGAGUGGUCCACGGAAAUGUACAAUUUAAAACCCAUACAAUUCUUAUUUGUGGCGCUAAACAGUGAUGAGUAAAGUUCUGAAAGUAAUUGUUGGCGGGCAUGCGUUUCUCGGGGGGGUGGUUUCCUUCUCUCUGAUGUUGAUUGACGGCUGGUAGGUUAGUCUGAUUGGCAACUGAGUGAAAAACAAAUGUGAUUGGUGGAUCGCUGCACAGCACAUGUAGAGUCACAUACCGCGAAUCUCAGUCAGCUACCCUUGAAAUUAGAAGAGUCCAUUCACCUUCUACAUUGCAAGCUCUGCAGUGUGACUAUGGCGCACACGUACAUUGCGAUGACGAAUCUCAAACGAUGCCUAAGAUGCCACAUAAUUCGACUGCUCCUCCUACUUUCGUGUAUUUCCUGUGGAACUUGGCUUUGCAGCAACGAAGCACAACUACAGGAGCGUAGGAGGGAGUGAGAGUGCUUUUGCAUGCAUGCCUGUGCAAAUCACUCCUGUAGUUACGUCACAACAGGAGCUUAUUAAAAUCACUUUGUGAAAGCUUUGUUUUCACAGUGACAAAGCAGGGCCUUUUUUACUUUCACAAUUUUAAGGUUGUUGGGCUGAAGUUUGCAAACUGUAGGCAAGAAAAAUGUGUUUUUUAUCUUAUGAAACUGUUAAAGGCAGUCAAUGUUUCAUGUAGUCCCUACUGCUGUUACACUAAGAUCCAUUUUUGUAUAGAACAAUGUAAAAAAAAAAUCAUUUUAGUGUCAUAGACCAGCACUAAACAUAUUUAAAUGCAUGCAACCACAAAACAUGUAACACUAAACUGCUAUCUAUAUCUGGAUGCAUUAACUAGAUAAAAGAAGAAAGCCUGUGUCCACCAGCUGUAAAUGUGCCCAGAGAGUACCGGGAUCAGACAGACCACAUCUUAUGUAGGUUACAUACUGUGGCCCAGAUCAUCUGUUCAUAGCAGGUGGAACCAUGUUUCUAAUCAUAUGUCCUGUAGUCAGAGCUAUGCCGAGGCCAUCAAUGAACUUUUGAACCAUGACAUGCAAUUACAGGACCUAUAGCAAAGAUUUAAUGAGCCUGUUGGUGGCUCCAACAGCUGUUCAGUGCCGGGCCUGAAAAUAAACUCUGCCUUCCUCAUCAAUCACUACACAUUGAGCUUUAGUGCUGUUGAAAAAGUGCUUUCCAGCCUUAAAGACUCACCACAUCAUUGCCUCUAAACCUCACUUCAGAUGGAGGCUGUUGGUGAUGCACGAAAAAAAUGUCAGUGCAGCGCUACGGGUUGAUUUCAACAGUCCACUGUAACCUACUGCUAGUUAACAGUUAAGGCCUGCUUACAAAAGCAGAACAGAAAACUCACAGCUUUUAUCUUCUGCCAGCUCCGUCAGCAGGGGACAUGGCAGAGUGCAUGAGAUAAAGGCAGAAGUAGAGAUGGAGGAUGAAAGGAGAUGGGGAGAAGAAAUGUACGAUAGAGGGGUUAAAACAAGAACAAAGCAAGGUUGGAAGAGGAAAAAGGACAGGCCUAGUGCUUCGAAGAGAAACAGUGCAAUGUGCUCGUAGGAGGAUGGAAAGAGAUGCUAUGCGAGGGUGAGAAGGGGUGUGUGAGGGGGGGGGGGGUUUAGUUGGUGUUUUUCCUCCCUGAGUGUCUGCCAUCAGAGGGGUGGACAGAGCAGAACGAGAGUUGUCGGGGCGCUUUGUGCCAGGGCUGCAGAUGGCAUGGCAUUGCUGUCAUGUGUUCGACUGGCACUCCCUCUACUGUAACACUCACACUGUACUCCUCUCACAGAUGAGAGAGAGAGAGAGAGAGAGGCAGAGAGAUUUGGAGAGAUGGGGGAAGGGGUGAGUCGGUGGAAAGAUGUAGUGGGCGAAAUGGGGGGAUGGGGUUAAACCAAAGGAGUGGGUUAAACUGGUCAGAACUCUUAAAUAUGAGGGGAUUAUAAAACAGAGGGGGGAGGGGCGACUGUAAGUGACACAUGGUGAAGAAGAAGAGGAAACUUUUGCUUCCCUGACCUCUAAGCGGCGAAUUGACAGUCGUUGAAGUUUUUUUUCCAUUUAUUUAUAGUGAGGAAGGCCGCUAUGAAAUUCAGUCCAGACCAAAAUGAUGUAUAUCAGAGCCCUGACAGGCCCUGAUGACUCCUGUCACAGGAGUAAAUGAGAUUUAGUCAUCUGUCAGUAAGGAAAGGACAGAGACUGGAUAGGCGAGGACUUGAGGGGGCAGAGAGGGGGACAGAAAAACCGGACACAAUCGCAAAAAGCAAAUAUUUUUAUUCUGUAUUUUUGUCUCAUCUAUUUUUACUCAGGAGCCUUGUCGGUGUUCACAAAGUUGGUUCAGUUUCAGUUUUUCAUCGAAUUUAGCCAGUACAACAGAACGUCAUGAUCCCAGAAGAACACAAAUCAACAGAGCAACAGAGUGAAGAACAAACAAAACAAAGAGUCAAAACAGACGUAGAUGCUUACGCCAGAAAGCUCACAAUGACAAUAGUUUGACGCUGAUGCAGAAAAGGUUUGUGAUCUUAAUUUAGCAUGCUAACAUUUGCUGCUCAUCAGGAUUUAGAGCAGAUAAAUAAAGGGGAAUGCACUCAUUGUGGAUGGUUAGAUAUAAUAUCAACUUAAAGUAGAAUAGACUAAAGAUUAGAUACAUUAAACAGAAUAGGGAUGACAUCUGCAUUAAAGCACUGUGGUGAUUUUUUUAUGUUUUUAUUUCAAUCCAAUUAUAAUGUGUGCUGUAUAUUAAGAAUGCUUGUGAUGUUGUAGUUGUGGUUAUUUGAUGUGGACUGAUAGUAUGAAGAAAAGGACAAAAGAAAAGUGUCCAUCAGAUCUUUUUUUAGCUCGUAGCUGAAAGUCAUGGCAUCAGCUGAGAGGAAAGUGAAACAGAUGCCCUUUUCUGACACCCUCAGAAAGAGAGAGAGAGAAUAAGAGAGGGGGCAGGAAAGUGGAGAAUAGAUAGAGAAAUGCAGACUAUUCAUCCUCUGUAAGCCAUCAGUAAUAAGAAUUUGCUGAAGCUGUUUGUGCAUAUUUAAAACCCUUGGCUCUGUGGACGCUGCAGAGCAAACCAAUUGGCUGUUUAUAUUUAUCCUUAGGGCUCCAUGCUGAUAAAGAGCCAUGUUGGUCACUAUCUAAGCUCUCCCCACGCAGCCUGCUUUGGCCUGACAUUGAAUGCUUCAUUACAUACUCUGCCGAGGUUUGACAUUGAAAACCCGUCAGCGACUCUGAAAUGGAAAAGGUUGCAUUGAGCCUGUUUUUGCUGAUCCCGCACCGAGGGGGAUCCUUGGUGGAGCUGUUUUACCAUCACUUUCACAGCACAGCUGUUUAACAUUAAGUUUAUGUGAGAGAUUAAUGGGAAAUUCACAGCCACAAGAAAAAUACCUCAUGGAUCAAAUGACUAUUUGUAUAUAAAAUGGGUUAUCUAUGAGGAUGACAUUAGUUAUUUUCUCAGUUUCUUGUGCACUUUGUUUUACUUGUUUUGUACAGAUUUAUCAACUCUCUCAACUAAGCAAACCAUCAAAACUUGUUCGCCAUAUUUUCGAAUCAAGUUGACAAAUAUACGCUUAAUGGUUUUGUGUUUUGUUCCUCUGCUUUACUGUUUUGUUUCAGGGAACCAUUUUGAGCCCAAAUUUUAAUGAACCAGAAAGAAAACAACAAAAACACACACAAUCUUUCUAGGCUCGGCUUCAAAUGUACAUUAAUACUGAGUGGCUGGUAAAAAAUGUGAGUAAUGGCAGCUAAACGGCAAGAAAAGGUAGAGGCUGUCAGACUUCCGAUCAUGUAAUUGGACACAAACACAAUUCAAGGUGAAAUUGAAUGUUUUCCCUUGAGCUACUUUUCCCUGAAAUAUAAACACUUAUGAAGUGACUGGUUUACUGACAGCUUGUGAUCAGAGCCUAAACUUGUCAAAAAUAAUCAAAUAGAACACUAGAUGGUCGUCAUAUUGUGUAUCUGUGCAGCUAUGACUAGUUUUCUCAUACAGUAGGCAGCCAAAGUGGCUGUAUCAUUUCUGUGAAUUAAGAAAGCUCAUGCUUCUGCCAUUAAUUUUCUCGAAGUACUUAUGGGAAGGGUUUACUACCUUGCAAAUAACAGCUGACUCCAUCAGAGUCUGAGCCAAACCAUUUGGCACUUUUCUCUCUUGACCUCUCCAGAGACCCUCUCAUCUUUCUUCUAACCAGUUUAAUGUACAGAGCAUGUUUCUCCCUGCUAUGAUAUGCAUUCCCUAUCCAAACAAACUUGAAUGUAAUGCAGCAGUCGAUCAAUAUUAGCUUUGAAGUCCUUUAUUUUUUUCUUGAAAAAUACUUUUUAAUGCUCAGUGUGGUCAGAGCCAAUUCAGAAAUUAGACCACAGAAGUCAAACAUCUGCAGAGCUGACAGCCAGAGUCUGCUUAGUGUCCAAAAAUGACAUUGCCAAUCAGGUUAUAGCCCAGCUAAGGAUUACAACCAAAUUAUGUCUAUGUCAGGGAGUUCAACUGUAGAUAUAACCUCAAUAAAAGUCUCUUUUAUGCCUUAUUAAACUGCUCUUAUCUACUGUUUGAACGCCUGUCUUUACUCAUGGGAGGAAAAGCUAAAGUCCUGGCCCCCAGACACAAAAGGACAUGAUAUAAGAAAUCAAGUUGUAAUGAGAUAAAUUAAAACAUGAGGUCACGAACAGCUUUUUACUCUUUACAGUGGCAACAAGAAACCCCACAAUGACCCCUCACCCCGAGCACCACGAGCUUAUAGUUCAGCUUAAGUUUUGGAAGCAGUGGUGUGCAACGGAGAGCAUUAAAUGAUUUCAUCUUUGGUCAAGUCAUGGAGACGAUAGCUUCCUCACUUUUAUAAAUUUUUAAGUAGAUGGGCAUUAAUCCUGAGUCAGCGACUAUUUUGGGAGAGCAGAACAAUGAGGAGCAAGGUAGAGGAUGAAACAUGGGACAUGCAGCAAGUUGACAAGUGAAGUACGAGGCUAAUGUCCUAUCCUGUCUGUACGAAUGAAGCUUCAAUUCUCCGCUCUCUCUGUGCCACCAUGUACUCCUGCUGGACCAGAUUUUACAGCAAACAGUAAGAGGAGUGGACAGUUUGAUGUUGUUAUGACAAAAAAAAAUCUCCCUGCUCCAUGCUCUCUGUGACUUCUAACACUAUAAUCUGGGUACUUAUUUCCUAGGAUCAGUGCUGCACUGUGGGUAAUCCAUGCAAAUAUGUUUAAUGUACCAGCAGAAUUAUGAAGAGGUCAACAUGCAAACAUGAAAGUACUGAGAAGGGGUGAAAAGAAAAUUCCUUACAUAAAUAUUGUAAGAUUAAAUGAUUUGAUACAAAUAUGUCUUGACAUUUUUAGGAAUAUGUUUCAACAGUUCGUGCCUCUUUAAAGAGACUCUGAAAUAGACUUCCCCUUGGAGCUUUUUGUAGGUGUGAUGGAAAAUUUUGGGAAAGCUUUCUUUUACGGUACACUUAUUACCAGGUAAUUGACAGGUAAUUACCUAGUAACAACAUGAAAUUAUCUGGUAAUUACAUGAUAAUUACUAAGUCAAUACUGUCUAGUUUUUCUUUUUUUCUUUUUUCUGCGCAGCUCCAUUUUCAAAAGCUAUUUGGGGUUCUUAUUUUCUAUGAUUGACACUUCAUACAGCCUAUGGGCGUGUGAAGAUUGCGUAACGAUACGCUGUUUGAGCCGAGCAUUAUCACAGCGACUCACCCGCCGAAUGCUACUGUGCAAGUGGUGGUUCCAGGAAGCGGAGAAAAUCCGGGAAAUACCAGAGUAAUUCAGCUUCAAAUUUGUAUGAUGAUGGAAGGUUACCUACCUGGUAGCUAGACAGUAUUGACUUAGUAGUUAUCAUGUAAUUACCAGAUAAUUUCAUGUUGUUACUAGGUAAUUACCUGUUAAUUACCUGGUAAUAAGUGUACCGUAAAAGAAAGCGUUACCAUAUUUUGUUUAGAUAUUCAAGAGUAAAGGGAGUUUCAACCUUUAGAAUUACAACCAGGGGCUAACAUGAACAUUUUAAAUGGGGUUAUAUCCUUCAGAUGCAAAGAUGCUUUAAACUACGUCUCCUAUGCUCUCUAAAGUCAUCCAGAGAACUCGUAUUCAUUGAUAGCAGUCGAUGACUCAUUUGUAAAGCUGGUCUUGGCACUUAACAUUUCCAUCUAGGGGCCUGUGGAGGCCUCUGAGACGCUCACAGUCAAACAAAAGCGGGUAAUUAUGCGCGCAUUUUUAUUUGAUACCAUAUGGAGCUGCAUUAGUCUUCUGCUACAAUGACACACAAUCAAAGAGAUUAUCUGCGCCACGUGUUUCAGGUCACAAGAUGAGCUUUUAUCAUAUCUGUGUCAUUACAUACAUACAUACACAUUACCUCCUUGGAGGAGAAGAGCCUAUUUCCUAUUCAUUGUGCCACAUUUUCACCGAUAAAUGAGACAUUGAAACGCUCAUCUUAUCUGAUAUGAGGUGACGGCUUCUUUAAAUCAACUUUUGGUUUAAAAAAAGCGAUUAUAAAACAGCUGGUGGCAAGUAAAUGCUGUGUCAUAUCAGCGCAGACAUACCAGGAGCUGAAGCCCUGUCCCUCUUAAUAACGGAGAAAAUGCUUUGGGUGGAGCUAUUCUUAGUGGGGCUGAGGAGAGCAGCCACACUGUCCGAGAGCUGUGACGUCAGUAUGUGGGAUCAGACUCUGCACAGAGAGUGUUUGUCAGAGGCAAUUUUAUGUUGAUGACUAUGCAUGCACGCUUUAUUUGUCUCUGCGAACAAACCAGCUGAGUCGUCUUCAACACUAUAAAUCUGUUAGUGAACAGCAGACAGUGAAAGGUGAGAGGGGUAAUGUCGGGUGGAGGACUGGUGAAGGACACGGGUCAAAGAUGGAGGCAUGUGUAAGGGAUUUUGUGUCUGAGUGAGAGAACCAGUGAGAGUGAUGGGUCUCCCCAUCUGCCAUUAUCUUCCUUGCAGAACUAAUUACAAGGUGAUGGACAGCAGACUAAUCACCAAGGCCACGAGUGGCUUUAAAUUAGCUGGAUGGUGGUGUCGCGCCUGGUGUGAUGAAGAGGGACAGGAGACAAGAGAGGAGGGGGGAUGUGGGUCCAGAGGAGAAGACAAGGUGAUACACAGACAGAGAGGAGGAGUUAAAAAUAUGUACCUUCAUACAUCUAUUGUCUGAUUAUUAUCUCUGUGCUGUGUCUGAAUUUUGUUUUGUCUAUCUCCAUCUCUGUCCUCUCUUGCCCUUUUCAUCUCUCUUGUCUUGUUUUAGCUUCUUGUCUUUUUUUCUUCCCUCUGUGUCGCUCAAAUCUCUCCUUCUUUUAUUCCUCCGGGCUCCGGCGCUCUGUCAGCCAAAUGAAAGUGAGUCUCUGUGCAGCCUCUUGUUUUUUCCGACAUGAUGCUUGAGGCAAACCAGUGGGGUUCCUUAGCAUGUGUUAACCACUCCUACUCACCCCACCUCUUGUUAGACAUACAAGCAACAGAUAUGCACACAGUCACACACCUGAAUAAGGGUGACUUUUUCUGGGUUAAGAGUAUAUUUUUAAACGCAUUUCUACUUUGUUUGUCUUCUUCCUCUUCUUCUAAGGUUCCUUAGAAAAAGAGAUAUUGACGCUCAUGACACUGACACAUAGUCUGUGCUAAUUCUUCUGUCCCUGUCAGGUCGCUCAUUAAGACAAAUCUGUCUUGCCUGCACCACUAAUUUCCUUUGUGCAGUCACAUCCGAUUAUUUCUCCCUUUUAGUCUUAACAUGUACCAAUCAAAAGCGUUGAGAACUCCUCAUUUUAAUCAAAUCAAAAAUCAGUAAGAUGUACCCAAUUUUCCUCUGAUAUCAGAUGAGCAACUGCCUCCAGAACAAAGACAAAUUUCAGCAGAGAUGAGGCCGGAGGGGUUUCAGGAUCUUGCUCAUGGAGGCUGAAGUAAAACAGAGAUGAUCGACUGUGUCCUUAAUCACAGUUGCUUGUUUUUUUUUAUUAGCCUUGUGCUUCUGUUUGCUUAAUUGCUGUAUUAAUUUGCAUAGAAUUAGGAAAAAGAUCAUUACAGUUUCUAAGAGCUUGAGGUGGAUUUUUAUCACCGCAACCAUCACCUAAAACCCAAAGAUGUUCAGUUUACAGCAAGUUGGUAAUCAGAUCUAAAUAAUUGGCAUAUUUUUGUGUUACUUUAACAGACAUUGGAAAUUGUCAGAUUGCAUUCAGAGGUUAUACUGUCAUCCUCUCCAUGGCAAAUUUUGUUGAAGUUCAUUCAACAAAAAAAAAAUUUGUGAUACUUAAAUACUUUUUGAUACCAUAUUACCAUUAGAAAAUAUAAUACCAAAGAGUAUUUAAGCCUAUGAAAAGCCACAUCUAUAAUCAUGUUUUCAACCCAAACCUUCUGCAAAAGACAGAGAGAGAAAGAGAAAGAGAGGUUAAGUUACAUUAAGAUGAAGUAAAAAAGUGCAGACACCAAUCAUAAAAACGCAGCAGCAAAGCAGAAAAGACUUGAUUUAUCAGCUUGUCAAAUUUUGGUCUCUGUUCAGUGACUUCUUUGAACCGGUGCUUUUAACAGUGUGGUGAUAAAAACCAAAUGUGACCAGUUGUGUGUUCCCAGGGAUUUAAUUUUUUAAGCUCAAGUGUUGAAGGUUGUAUCAGUAUUAGUUUGGUUUUAUUGGUUAUAUUGGUUUUUAUAAGUAUCGUAUCAAAAUUCAUUAUUCUGGUAACUCUACCUCGGAUCAUACCAAUAAAACUAAAGUGGCUCAAAAUUAGAGUUUUUCAUUUUUAUUUGAUAGUUUAUUAUUUUAGUGUUUAUGAUAGGACAAAUUAUACAAUUCAGCUACUGCAUAAUACAAACAAGCUGUAGUAACUGACUUUUCGCACAUAGCAAAAAGUUUGCAUAUACAUUUUAAAUUCCCCUAAGGAAAUCUUCACACAAGGAUCAACAAAGUUCUAUAUAAUCCAAUAUAAUCUAAUCAGAAGAGGAUACGGCUAUUGCUAGUUUUCAACUUUUGUUCCUAGUUAGGCUUUUGGAUUAAUAAAAAAAUGAAAGGUCAAUAUUUAAUUGAAUAAAAUGCAUUAAAUAACAAACAUUUUAAAAAAUACAAAAGAGGACUUGAGGAAACAUAUUUACAUCAAAGUCAUAUAAGAUUUGAAUAAAGAGUUCAACAUCAUACAAUAGUUAAAGAUACUCAUAUAUCUGAUUUUGCCUAAGCCACCCGUAAACACUUUUGUUGAACUUUUUUUCUUUUUUACCACAUGAUGAUUUAAUUUCAGUUCGCAGUCUGUUUCACGUUUCAGAGCUGAUGGCCCAAAGGAGGUCUUUGGAUGUACGAUUUUAACAUUGCCCAAAGCCAUGUCUCUGAUUAUCCUGACACUUUUUUGUGCCAUGAAGAAAUUUGCAUAAAACUUCAGGUGCUAAAUAUUGCAAGCACUUUAAAACAUUUUCAGGAAUGAAAAAUUAUAAAAAUGUAUAAAAACUGAGAAAUGAUACCAUGUAAGUAUGUGACAGUGGUGCCAUGUCCUUUUUUCCAUUAUUUUAAUGCUUCAGGCAUCAGUUCCUUUUUGCGUCUCCACUUCACACCAUGCACAUCCACCAGUUAAGAUAAGAUAAGAUAAGAUAAGAUAAGAUAAGGACAACUUUAUUUAUCCCUGAGGGGACAUUCAGAUGGUUAAUAUUUAAAAAUUCUUCAAAACCCAUUAUGUAGUAAGAGAAUUUGGUCAAAGGAAACAAAUAUUGUUCGGUUUUGGCAAGAAAAACAUUUUUUAAAGGAGGUAAACUAUGGCUACAGGCAAACACUGAUCUCUGGCUUUAACAUGCUACAUGCUAAACAGUCAUUCAUACACCUGCCGUCCUACAAAGAAGCUACUCAGAUUCCAAUCCCUCUGACCGUAGCUCUCAGCAAUCAGGACAUCUUGGCUCCGUUGUAAUUGUUCGGCUUCUUUUUUUAUCGUGCCUCAUCUGUCUGUCUGUCUGCCCGUCUGUCUGUCCAAGUCCCUGCUCCGCCUGCUUCGAUGAUCCCAUCAUUAUCACACCCUUAAUGCAUCUCACCACACACUACAUUUCCUCUAGCACGCCACCCAUCCGCCUAAUGGGCCAAAAGGGGUGCGGCCGGCCAGUCAUCACUUGUGCACACUGCUUUUGUGUUUACGUAAGUGUGUAUUUGCACAGUCAUGAAUCUUUUGAAAGCAUUGUUUGCCUCAAAAAGUUCAGUCAAAGUCGUCUGUUUGUGAUUAUGUGUGCGUCUGUGUUGUGUUUUGUUGAGUUUUAUCCAUCCUGUGCCCACACCCAACUGUUUGUUUUCCUUCAGCUACGUUACUGUGGAUAUUCUGGUUCCUAUCGCCUGUGGAAACUGUGUAUCUGCUGCACGCAUUGUCAGUAUAUGUGUAUGAGUGUGUGCGUGCAGUACCAGGCCUUUGUGUGUUUGUGUGUGAGUGCCGGCAAACUCUCUAACUGCGUCAGCCAUUAAGCCAUUAUGGACUGUAACUGAAUCCUCUGAAAGCUCUGCUCAGGUCCACUGCUGCAGGGCCAAGAUGGAUGGGUGUGUGGCGGGAUGAGAGCAGUCGCGUUGUGGCUGUACGGUUGUAAAAACAAACAGAGGAGUGGAGUCUGUGGAAAGAGGUGUGCAGGAGAGGUAGAGGCCAUCUGAGGUGAUUCCCACUUUACCCGAGACCAUAGACGGGAAGCUGCUGUGACCUUGGUGCUCCAAUCUGGGCUGAGUCAUGAUUAGAGGAUGAAAAGACCGUCAAGGUCGUUUUACUGUUGCGUGAAGAGAUCAGUCUGAUGAUCAUGGCUUCAUCACUACUUAUCUUGCUAUUUUUGCACAAGAAAGAAAGGUUGAGGAGGAAAAAACCAAAAACUACCGCAGUAGUGCACCACUUCAAGCAAAAUGAAUACAGCUUAUCAGUAUCUUUAUAUCAGUGUUGUGAGUCAUGCAUUUCCAAGUAAUCCUGACUGUCACUCCAUAACUAUCUGUGGUAAAAUCAUUACUGCUCAAAUUUAGUUAUGUUGUUACAAUUACAGGAAUCUCAAGAGUCGUACUUGUUCCUUUACGUCAAAGAGCUGACAUCCAUCAUCCACUCUGCAGGUGAGGUUAGGCCUACGUCAGCGAGGUUGCAUCUCGAGAGAGAUAUUUCACCUGCAGUAACUACACACAACUGCUGAUGAUCAUUCAUGAGGGAGCUUUCUGUCUUACACACACUGCAUUUUUUUCUUAGUGUCUUAGUCUCUGUCUUAGUCUCUGUACAAGAUGAAAAUAAUAAUAUUAAUUUUAUUGCACUUUUAAAAACAGAAGUUUACAAAGUGCUUUGAAGAACAGUCAUAAAUCACAGAACAUCAGCACAUGGAAGUAAAAACAAAUGAAAAACAAAAGCUUGGUUAUAAACAAGGCCUCCGACUUGAAGGCCAGUUUCAUUUGUCUCAUUUGUCAUGAGAAACCCAGACAAAACAAGAACCCUGAAACAUAAAAUGAGACCAUGAGGACCAAAAUAAAACAUAAAAUAGGUCAGAAAAAGACAUUUAAUAAAAAAAGAGGGGUAGAAAGCAGGAAACAGGAUAGUAAAUAUAAAAAGACGAUAUUAAUAUUGAUAAUAAAAUAAUAAUGAUGGUAAUAGAAAUGAUAAAAUGGAAUAACAAAUAUGAGCAGGAAAAAACAAUAAAAUCAAUAAAAGGCCUAAAAGGUUAAAUAGGUAAAGGUUAUAUGUAAAACAAAGGCUAAAAAGACAGAAAGUCAAAAUUAGAUAGAGGUAAAAGAGAUAAAAGAUAAAACAAAAAAAGAGUAAAGAUGGCACAUAAAAGCAAGUCUGUAAAGUGAGUUUUUAGAUUUGACUAAAAAGAAGCGACUGUCUCUGCGUGCCUUAUCUCCUCUGGCAUGUCACUCCAAAGUCGAGGAGCUCUGAUGGAGAAAGCUCUAUCACCUUUUGUUUUCAGCCUCAGCUUUGGAACAACCAAAAACCUUGUUCAAAAUUAAAAGUUUUAUUUUCACAAAACACUCAACCAAACUAAACACUUCUAACUCUAAGUUGGGGCUUGAUUUUGAAUAACCACCAGCUCCACAAUCUGUAAGCCAGGAAGGGCGAAACAGACUAAAUGUUGUUCAAGAAUCUUUUCAAGGAUGCACAAUAUUAUUGUGUAAUGUCAGUAUCAGCAGAAUUGCUUAAAAAGCUGUUAAGAGUGAUGAUGCACCUGUGAUAACGACUCACAUAACCUGUGCGAAAUAGUCAGCUGAUGGAUGUAUUUUGAGGUGUUGGAAAAAGUCAGCAGACACGUGAAAGCCUAAUUUUGGGGGGGGAAUCAAUAUACCAACACUGAUAUCAGUAUCUGUAUCGGUAUUGAAUAUUGACUUAUUAAGUAAGGCAAAAAUCCAAUAUCUUGCAUUUACUGUGUAAGUAAAAUAGGAGCAGGAGGAUGGGAGUGUCAUGAGGGAUAACGGCUAAAAGGCCAGGUGUCUCCUGAGACUUCCAAGCAUAAUUAUAAUAUGAUGUACUUAAUUUAAUGCCACAGAUAUUAAUGAAAAGUACUUUUAAAAAGGGCAACGUAAAGGUGGAGAUGGCUCGAUGAAAAGAAGUCCAAAUGUUAGUGUUCUCAUAGUAAAAUGUCUUCCCCAGAGAACCAUCCCCCCUAUUUUAAUUGCCAGUGAUGAAGCAAAGUUCACGUGCACAGCUGUAAGGCUUCAGGCUGUCACAAACACACACAAACACACACAUUAUGCUGCCUUCACCCUACAAGACACACAUGCAGCUCCAGCCACUAAAUACCAAAACACAUUGAUUGCUAUUGAAUCGCUGCGUCCCCUGAUGGCCACCAUGAAUUAUUUAGUGUUUUGCACUUGGCUUGUUGAUGGGCAAGGCCAGACCAUCUACAGUUUGUCUCUGAGGUUCAGGGUGAAACGACAUCUAAAGCACCACUAACUGCUUCGCACACACACACACACACACACACACACACACACACACACACACACACACUCCUCUCCUCACCCUUCAUCCUCCCACAGACCUCACCCCUUCUCCCCCCAUAUAUAGACCUUGUCAUCCCUCUCCCUCUAUUGCAGCUAGGCCCCUCACCCCCCAUCUUUCUCUCUCUCUCUCUCUCCCUCUCUCUCUCUCUCCUGACUCACCCUGCCUCUCGGCUAAUAGCGCCUGACUCAUGUUAUUCACAGAGCUGUCUGUGUAACAAGGGCAGUCUCAGUGGAGAGAGGGAGGAAGGAGGGAGGAUUGAAAAAGGAGUCAGAACAGGGAAGAAAGGGCAGAAGAAGUACAAGAAGUGAUUAAAGGAAAACCAUUUUUGAUAAAUCUUCGGAUAGAUUAAGACUCUGUGAGGAGGAAAAAAUGUUAAUAAAAGAAAAAAAUAGAGAAGUUUAAGAAAAAAGGAGUGCUUGUGAUCACCAGAGAAACUGUGUUUGAGUGAUCAGAUAUCUGAUCCAUCAGGCUUUGAAAAUCGUGGGUCGACUAAAAGCUACGCGUGGAUUUGUGUGUCUUUACUAACGAAAUUAUUCCAACCUUUGCAAAGUGCCUCUGCAGGACACAUCGAUAUUACUGAUCAUUACAAUGAAAUACAAUUUGAUGUCACUUGAUGCUGUUUUAAGCCUCAGAUUUAGAGAGAGAGAGAGAGAUUGUUUAUUUGAUCAAAUAUACACACAGUACAAUUCUAGACAAGAAAUUCACCUAUUUUUGGAGAUCGAAAAGGAGUAGGUAGAAGCUUUUUAGCUUAUUUUUACCUACCUUUACAUGUCUCUAGAAUUUUAGGAUUUCUUAAGUCGCCAAAAGUUACCAAAGCUCCAAAGUCUAACAUGAAUAAGUAACAAAUCAUUAAUACUGAGACAAAGACCUUGUAUAUACAUAUAUACAGUCAUACCUAUAUACACAUAUACACACACAAAUAUGCACUUUAUAUAUAUAUAUACCUAUGAAACUUCAAAUCUCUCAUUUGUACCAUACCCAUAUACAAUAUAAUAAGUGUGACAAAACGAAAGUCACUUUGAUGAAUCACAUAUAAGUAUUUUUCGACUCUGCUUUAAUUUACAUUUAAACUGUGCUAUUGUUUUGCUUUGUUUUAUUUCAUCGAGCAAUCUGUUCCAUAGCUUUUAGUUUAGAUCUCUGACUUCAGUUUGUCACUCGAUCCCUGCAUCCUUUUCCUUUUCUUCUUGUCUUUUCAGUUUCCUUUUCUUACUCCCAUCUGCUAAGUCAGAGAAAUGAGACUUAAGCAUCCUGGCACUGUGCAGUCCAUCACACUCAGGCUGAAUAUUCUCCCAGUGUUCUGUUUUGCAUGUAGAGACAUUACUCUCCUGCCCCAGGGCCCAAACUGCUCGCACGAUUUUUUUGUGUGUCUUCAGCACACUGUGAGACAUUAGUAUUGGCUAUUUAUAGUCAGCUCACUGCCAUCCUAAGGAAGCACAGCGGAGGCUAAAUUUCACUGUGGCUCUAUUAAAAGGCACAGAGUGAGAUGUCAGCAAAAUAUUCCCGUCUUUGUUUUACCCUCAUGGGACAUGUUCAGGGUGUUUGAGCAGACAUAAUCAUUAAAACUAUUAUUACAAUACAUUUUUAAGCAGUUUAAAACUUCUAAGCCGCUCCCUCUCCUCCUCCUUCUCCUUCCCACAGCGUGCCUGCUGCAGUCAGAGCUGGUGAAUUACGAGCGGGUGAAGGAGUACUGUCUGAAGGUGCUGAGCCAUCAGAGAGACCACUUCAAGGCCAUGUACCGAGCCGGCAUCGCCUUCUAUCACCUGGGUGACUACGAAUGUGCCCUGCGCUACUUGCGUGAUGCCAAGAACCGGGAACCCACAGGUGAGAAUUCCUGUCAAAAACAGGUCUGCUUUUUUGACCAGUACCAGUCUUUCAGUGAUUUGUAGACUUCUCUGUGGAUCAAGUCAAAAACUAUGUACAGUGGGUAGGCGGUUAUGGGAAUCAGGGUGAGCAGGACCCCAUUUUGAUGUGGAGGAGUCUUGUCUCACCUGCUUCCAUGGCAACAGACGGUCAUCAGCCAAAUUGUGGGACGACUUAACAUUUAACUGAACAUUUCAAUUUGCAGUGAGGUUAAAAUAUUAGCCUGCUUAUUGGUUAAAAGUCACAUCAAACUGAAAAUUUUCAAUCAGUUAGACAAGGGGAACAGACUUCUGGGAAUAUUUCUGUUUUUAUUUUUUCCUUGAAUAGCUUUCCUAUAGUGAGACAAAUGGCACACUAAUGUAAGUAUCACUACUGCUAAUGGUUAAAGGUUCUUUGUGGUAAUCUGCAACACUGAGAUGCAGAAUUGUAUUCCUCGGAGCAUAGUAGACUUUCAGAAACUGCUAACAUAUUCCCUUUGUAGGCAAAAAUGUAAUUGAACAGAUAUAAAAAGUAUAAGAAAACCCUUCAUUCUGGUCUUGUCAUAACCCUGCAUUUGAAACACCUCUGAAAUCACUCACAGCCCUGUUUUGGUUCCCUUAAAAGCAGCCUUGUUGAGUUUCUUUCAAAAGUUAUGUUUAAUUUAUUUACAUUUGAAACAUUUUGAAAGCAUCCCUUGAACUUAAUUGUAAAUCUUUUAAAUGCCUCCUCAUCCUCAUAGAAAUAGAAUUUUUCAAUAACUAGAAUUCAGCAUUCCUUACAUUCAUAGUUUCUCUGUCCUUGUCUUUGUUGCGUCCCUCUUAACACUGAAAUAGCAUGUUGCCUCUGACGGUGGCUGAGUACCUGUUGGCAACACAGUGGGAAAGUAACAUUUAUGUAAUCUCUCUAAUGAGCCACGUGCACUUGAGUCAGCAGGCUUGGCCAUUUAGAAAAACUAAAUAAUGCGAGUUUUUUUAUUUUUAGAUCGUGACUUUUUACACAAAGAUAACCCUUUUUCUCAUUUGUGCUCUUUGGGCUCCGUGGGAUUUGUAGUUGAUGCUCUUAAAAGCAGUUAAACUUGGAAUAAGCUAGUUGUGUACAAAUCAAUUAAUCAGUCUUUAUAAUAUAGCACUUUUCAUACACACAAACUGCUUUACACAGAAAAAGGAAAAAAAAGAAACAAAGAAGACCCAAAUCUACCCCAACCUAACCCCUCAUUCCCACCCCACAAUCUAAAUGCAACAGCAACAGUAUUAAAAUGCAUAAACUUAAAAAAGGCUGGAGGUUUUGGUUAAAAUCUAAAAGCAAAGUAGCAUAAAAUGAAAUUUAAGAAAUAAUAGAAUAAAAUGAAAUAAAAACAACAGUAAAAGGUACUAAAAUAAGAGCGCCAAAAUAGCUCAAUAAAGGAUGAUCCUGUCAUUAAAACUAGACAGAGAUAAAUGCUAAAACACUUCAAUAAAGUUAAUGAUAUAAAAUUUAGUUAAAAGCAAGACUAAAAAGUUAUGUUGUCAGUUUGCUUUUAGAUGUUGAGUUUGUUGCCUUUCCUUUUCCUCAUGCUUGGCUGGUCCAAAUUUAGGACUUCAGGAAAAAAAACAACCUCACUUAUUUUUGGAAACUUAGACCUCUUUUUUAGCUCAGAGUCAUCGUUUUGCCUGACUUCUCAGACAUAAAAGAAGCCUGAAUUUAGCUGCAUCACCAGACGACACCGAAGUGACUGAAGUCAAGAUGCCUCACAUCCAGUUUUCUGUCUCCGUUUCAGACACCAAUGUGCUGCGGUACAUCCAGCUGACAGAGAUGAAGAUGAGCAAGAGCGGGCAGCGGGAACGAGAGAGCGGCAAAGAGACCCAGGGCUGA
Molecule: messenger RNA, 23443 nt
Organism: Xyrichtys novacula (pearly razorfish)
Lineage: Eukaryota; Metazoa; Chordata; Actinopteri; Labriformes; Labridae
Source: the annotation of a GenBank genome assembly